UUAAUAAGGGGGAGGGGAGAAUGGGGAUAUGCAUAGAGCCAAGCUACAAAACUAUGGCUGUGAAAGAAUCUGAGUUUAUAUUUGAAGAAAAUCUGACCUGUAGAUAUGUUGCGGUGAUCUUUGGAGUGACGGGGCUGGUUGGGAAGGAGAUUGCCAGGCAGCUUCUGAUGAGAUCUGCAUGGAAGGUGUACGGUGUUGCUCGGAGGCCUGGGAAGAUCCCCAUUCAACAUCCUAAUUUCCAUUUUAUCUCGUGUGAUCUUCUCGAUGCGGAGGAGAGCAGGCAGAAGCUGUGUCUACUGGAAGAUGUGAGUCAUGUGUUUUGGGUGACCUGGGCGAGCGGUUUCCCCCUGGACAGCCCUGAAUGUUACGAGCAGAACAGGGAGAUGAUGGCGAAUGCGCUUGACGUCGUGAUCCCGCGCGCCGGGGCGGCGCUGAAGCACGUUUCUCUCCAGACGGGGACGAAGCAUUAUAUUUCGCUGACGGGGCCGCCGGCGGCGGAGGAGGAGAGAGAUGAAGGAAUGCGGCUGUACGACGAGUGUUGCCCUAGGGUGGAGACGGGGCACAACUUUUACUAUGUCCUAGAGGAUCUGCUCAAGGAGAGAUUGGCGGGGAAGGUGGCCUGGUCGAUUCACCGACCCGGUUUAAUCAUGGGGAGCUCCCACAGCACGCUGUACAACUUCAUGGGGAGUCUCUGCGUGUACGGAAGCAUCUGUAAACGCCUGAAUCUCCCUUUUGUAUUUGGGGGAGAGAAGCAAUGCUGGGAGGAGAUGGGGCUGGACGGGUCGGACGCCCGGCUAGUGGCGGGGCAACACAUCUGGGCAGCCAGCAACGACACAAUAUAUUCCACCACCGGCCAGGCGUUGAACGCAGUCAACGGCUCAAGUUUCACGUGGAAGGAGAUAUGGCCGGCUAUAGGGCUGGAAUUGGGAGUAACAGUGCCGGAAAACCCCUUCUCGCCGGAUUUCACGUUUUCCAGGGCCAUGGCGGAGCAAGGCCAAGUGUGGAAAGACAUUGUGAGAGAGGAAGGGCUGGUGGAAACGGAGAUGGAGGAUUUGGCUAAUUGGGGAUUCCUGGAUGCUCUGUUCAGAUGCCCCGUGAAAAUGCUGGGAACUCGAGAAAAAGCCGAUCGCCUCGGUUUCACCACAAGAUACAACACACUGGAUUCAAUAACAUACUGGAUCGCCGUCAUGAGAGAAGAAAAACUAAUCCCAUGGUAGCCAUAUCCAUGGCUGUAUCUUUGUUCUAGUCACUAAAUUACCAAAAACAUCAUUCAUCUCCCAAAUCAUUAAUCCAAAAUCAGUAUUAAAUUA
This is a messenger RNA of Ipomoea triloba (trilobed morning glory), 1310 nucleotides long. RefSeq names its product iridoid synthase CYC2. The record is from RefSeq and is a predicted model, not a curated record. The transcript has a single exon. The coding region runs from base 21 to 1217 and encodes 398 amino acids. NCBI's taxonomy places the organism in Eukaryota, Viridiplantae, Streptophyta, Magnoliopsida, Solanales, Convolvulaceae.